CUGACUUGGUCUGAUCGUUGUCUGCACGCCUGAAAGCACGGCAAGAAAAGUCUAGGCUUUGGUUUCCUUUCACUCGGGGGUACUUCCACCAUGUCUCGCUACCACAAGGCGGCCAUUGACGGCAACUUGGAGCUUUUGAAGGAGGCCACAAGGAAGGACCUGAACUGGCCAGACGAGGAUGGCAUGACGCCCACCUUGCUGGCUGCUUUUCACGGACACCUCAAUGCACUCCAGCUCAUUUGCAGCAGAGGGGGAGACCCCAACAGAAGCGACAUCUGGGGCAACACGCCGCUGCACCAUGCCGCCGCCAACGACCACAUGCACAUCCUCAGCUUCCUGGUUAGCUUUGAGGCCAACCUGUUUGCGUUGGACAAUGACCUCCACACUGCGAUGGACGUCGCCGCUUCGCGGGACCGCAUGGAGUGUGUGCGCUUCCUGGACGGUGCGGCCUCCCAGCAGACCAACCAGAACCCCAAGAGGGUCGCCAGGUUAAAGAAGGAGGCCGGCAAAGAAGCAGAGAAACGGAAGAAACUCUGCGAGAAGGUGAAGAGGAGACACCAAAGCAAGAUGAACAAGAUGUACCGCGGCGCAGACUCCGUGGGGUCUGUUUCGGAGGUCGGCGAGACAGCGGAUUUGCCGAGCAGUGACACAGUUAGCGAGCAGUUCUCCAAGCUUAUUGCCUCUGACCAAACCGGCUCGCUGACAGCCAGAGUGAGAGGCACACUGCAGAAGAAGCUGGGGAAGAAAGAAAAGGGGACUCUGCAGAGAUCUGGUGCAGAUGGAAAUGUUAUUUUCCUCAAGCAGGAAGACGCAGCCGCUGGGAAUCCUGACUUCUUGGAUGUUUUUAACGAGCGGGAUGAGAGGAUGCUGGAAGAGGAAGAAGAGGCCGACCAUGGUGACCAUGGUGACUCGGGUCAAGUCAAACAGUCCAUCUUCAACAGACCCGGUCUUGGGGGUCUUAUUUUUAUGAAGAGGAUGAGUCUGGACACGGAGGACGUCUUUAGUGGAAACAGCAAAAAUCUGGGCUACCUGGUUAAAAAUGAAGAACUGGAGGCAGAGGAAGAGGAGAACCCCAACACGGAUGUGCCGUGGGAGCAGGAAGAUCUGGGCCUGGAUGACGAGGAGGAGGAGGAGACUUCUCCGCUGGAUGCCUUUUUGUCUGCCAUCUCCUUGUCAGAGUUUGCCUUGGCUUUCACCCGAGAGCACUUGGACCUGGAGGCACUCAUGCUUUGCUCAGAUGAAGACCUGAAAAGCAUUCGCAUCCAGCUGGGACUUAGGAAGAAGAUCCUGGAAGCGGUUUCGCGUCGGAAAAACGUUCUGGAACGCCCGUGUGCCAUGGGGGACAGCUGUCUGUGAGGACUCCAAAAAAGCUUAAACCACAAUGUGCCAUGUUUCAGAGAGGACGUUGGAUUUGUUGUGCAAAAAUUGAUUCCAUAAACUAUCUCAAAAACAAGAGAUGGAAUAUCACUUAUUAGAAUAAUUAUGUGUAAAUUAUCACACAACUCUGAUGGUUAAAGGCCGUUGCUAUAGUUAUUAUCAACAGUGCUGAAGUUGUACUUUUCUAUCUGUGCAAUGCGAGUCGUCUCGUAUCAGUGUUUGUGUCCAGAACCAGCCUGCUGACUGCCAAGGCUGAACAUCAAGUACCGUGACACAGACAAAGCAGAGACAGGGCAAUAUCACAUUUGCAUUUCUGAAUAAUCAUAUAUUGUGUCUAGCUGGGGCUGCUGGGAUUACCCCCCUUCAUUCAGCAACAGCCACAGUGAUGUAACCAGGGACCUCCCAAAUAAAUACAGGAGCACGUGGGCUGGACUUUAGAGCUUAGGUUGUUUCUGUAACUAGAGUACGGCCCGAAACGUCUCUGCUCAUUGAGCUAAAUUGAACUCUGUCUCUGCAUGAUUCCUUAAAUCUUGUCUGUUUAAUAGAUGUCAUCAGUGUUUGAACCUAACACAGUAUAUGUAGUUAAGUAUAGAAAUAGCAUCAUGUAAAAGUGCCACAAACCCUUGUCAAGUCAAGAAAAGAUGAGUUGUGUUAAGUCUGUCAUGUGACAAUAUGCUGUAAAAGAUUCAUCUGGAGGUUGGAUGUUGGAUGAAUAAAAGGUUCUAAUUGGU
Molecule: messenger RNA, 2108 nt
Organism: Nerophis ophidion (straightnose pipefish)
Lineage: Eukaryota; Metazoa; Chordata; Actinopteri; Syngnathiformes; Syngnathidae
Gene: anks4b
Product: ankyrin repeat and sterile alpha motif domain containing 4B
Exons: 2
Coding region: 91-1356 (421 amino acids)
Molecular function (GO): protein binding
Source: RefSeq, a predicted model, not a curated record